Vespula pensylvanica (western yellowjacket) is the source of this 2391-nucleotide messenger RNA. Its product is annotated as HIRA-interacting protein 3-like. NCBI's taxonomy places the organism in Eukaryota, Metazoa, Arthropoda, Insecta, Hymenoptera, Vespidae. The coding region runs from base 170 to 1771 and encodes 533 amino acids. Gene Ontology annotation, cellular component: nucleus. The transcript is spliced from 5 exons. The record is from RefSeq and is a predicted model, not a curated record.
GCGAGGUCGCCAUAGUGAAAUAAAUAGAAGAAGAAAAGGCGGGAUAAAAGAAUGCGUUGUAGAUCUUUUACCGCGAAUACAUAAAUCAUUUGUGAUUGCAAGUACGCAUGUUAUGUGAAAUUAUAUAAAAACAAAUAAUAAUCAUUGAUUUAAGAUUAUAUAAUUAACUAUGGUUGAAUCAGAUCAUAGCAAUGAGAGUAAAGAGGUAGGGGAUGAAAUGUCUCCUUCAGAAGUACCUAAUGAAUCAAUAAAAACAACAGGCAAAAGACAACGUACGGUAUCGUCUGAAGAAGAAAAAUUACCUACUAAGAAGUCUCGUAAUUCUGUAGACAAAGAGUUACCAGCUUCAAAUGGAUCAACAUCAAAUAAUACCAAUGAUGAUACAAAAGAAGAAAUGGAACAAGAUACAAAUUCAACAAAUAAUCAGAAAAGUAUAUCUUCACCUACAAAUAAACCUCAUAAAAAGUCAAAUAAAGGAGAACAAGAAAAUAAGGAAAGCAGUUCACCACACAGAACUAAUAGUACAAAUGAAACGGAUGAUGAAAAUAUGCAUAAUGCAUCCGAUGAUUCUUCUGAAAUUACUGAAACACCUAAAAAAUCUGUUGCAAAUGAAAAUACUGAAACUUCAUUGAAACAUAAGGAAGAUAGUGAUAAUGAAUCAUCUAAAGAAAAUAUCAAUUUAAAUGCUACAGUGUCAUCUACCAAAGACACAGAGGUAGUAGAUGGAUUGGAACUUUCUGUAGAAUGUGCAAGUGAUAAGGAAGAAUCUAGUUCUGAAAGUGAAAAAGAGGACAAUCAUAAACCAAGAACAAAAACAAUUAUUGUAAAAGCAAAGCCAAAUGAAUCUGAACUUGAUGUUAGUUCAUCUGAAGUAGAAGAAUCGAACGAACAAAAUUUGAAGGACACUUUACAUACAAAGAAAAAUCUUAAACAAGGAAAACAAAAAAGUCUUAAAACAUCUUCUAAUGCAAAGAAGGCUUCUGGUUCGGAAGAUAGUUCAGACAAUAAUAUUCAAGAUGAAGAAUAUAAACCACAAAAUAAGAAAAAAAUUAAAAAGAGUUCAAAUAAGAAAAAUACCAAAUCCUUAUCUGACUCUAAAAGAGGUCGUGGCGUAGGAAAAGUUAAUUCAAAAAAAGGCCAAGAUAAAAAUUUAGUUAAUGACAGCGAAGAUGAAGAUAAUAAUGAUGAUGAUAAAGGUAAUGACAUUGAAAAGAAUGAUAACAAAGAUAUUGCUGAUAGAGUAACCAAAUCAGUUGAUGACAAUAAAGAUGAACAAAAGCACAAUUCAUCGACUAAUGAAACAUCCAAUAGUGAAAGUGAAAGUAAUAAUGAUGAUCCGGAUCAAACGAAGGAUGGUAAAAAGAAGAAACGUAGUUCUAAUAGACCUGAAGAUGAUAAGAGGAUACAAUCAUUAAAAAAGUAUAUAAGAGCAGCUGGUAUAACUGUGAAAUCAUAUCAUGAACUAUGGGGUGGAUGCAAAACUAAUGCUGCAAGAGUACGACGAUUAAAAUCAUUGUUGGAAAAACAUGGAGUUAAUGGAAGACCAACUUUAGAGAAGUGUAAAAAAGUGAAAGAACAUAAUGAAAGAUUAAAAGAAGUAUCUGAAUUGGAUAAGAGCAAUAUUAUAUCAGAAGGACGCAUCACACGUUCUCGUAGAGGUAUGGAUACUAAUAAAAACUCUUUAGUCUCACCAGAAACUCCAUCACGAUAUCGCGAAGCUCGCAACACGUACAAAAGAAUUCAAACUGUUAUUGAUAGUGACUCUGAGUAACAUAUAAGUAAAAUUUAUUUAUAUAAAUUGUUCAUAUAAAAUAUUUUUUAUCAGAAUUUCUAAAAUUGAAUUUUAUGCACAAAUCUGUUAUUAUUUCGCCUAUGUGUAAAUUAUAUCUUAUAUCUAUUUCUAAAAAUAAUUAUUCUACGUUAAUGAAAAGUAAUAAUCGUAUUACAAACAAAAAAUGUAUUUUUGGCAUUUUUCUAAUAAGAUAAAAAAUAUUUUUAUGAAAUUUAUUUGACAUGUAAAAACAGAGAUCUUCUCAAUGCAGGUUCAUAUUGUAUGCUUUGAAAGUUAUGUAAUAUUUUAUAGCAGCGUUUCCCAAAGUUCUCGUAAAAUGCUCUUACGAGUUACGAGAAUAUUGCAGUAACAGUCAUAUUUUAUAACACAAUAAUUACAGUCUACAGGUUCUUAAAAAUUGUAUAUUAUAAACAUAUGACCGUACGGCAAAAGAUUGAGAAACACUGCUCUACAGAUUAUAUCAUUUGUUUAUUGUAAUGAAAAAUAUCAAUGUUACAAUUAUACUUUAAUCUCUAGUAUAUUGAUCAUAUUUCUAAUCUUUAAAAAAUUUAAGAUAUAUAAAAAUAUAAUAUGAAAUUAAAUCACUAUACUUUCGAAAA